Messenger RNA from Sphaerodactylus townsendi, 3126 nucleotides. RefSeq names its product complement C1q like 4 (gene C1QL4). The transcript is spliced from 2 exons. Lineage: Eukaryota; Metazoa; Chordata; Lepidosauria; Squamata; Sphaerodactylidae. Bases 649 to 1386 code for a protein of 245 amino acids. The record is from RefSeq and is a predicted model, not a curated record. Gene Ontology annotation, molecular function: protein binding.
AGUCCGAUCUCCUCUUCUUGAGUUUAUGGAAAGGGUUUUGCAUGUGCUAGGGAGGGGUGGUGGAUGAACUGGUGGUUGGGAAAUCUCUCUCUUCCUCCUCCGGUUUCCCUGUUGAUGGCCAUAUGAUCUGGCACGAGGAGCCUGGAGCUGCUACUGCCGUCACCAGCUGAGUUCUCUCAAGUGGAGAAGAGGAAGGGAAGGGAAAUCUUUAUACACACACACACACACACAGACAUGCAUGCACACACAUUUUCUUGCUGAUCAUCUCCACCCCAAACACAUCUGCUGCUGCUGCGGCUGCGCUGCCACCACUGCUGUUCUCCGCGAAGUGUGAGCAAGUCAAAAGUGUCUACUGUAAAGGCAGCAAGUAUUUCAAGGAGGAAGGAGAGAGCUCUGGGAAGACGCACGCACGCUGCAGAGCUGAGCAACUUCAGACAGAGUUGGCCGUCAACAAGUGCUUGGAAAGGCCAGGGCAUCGCAGUGGAGCAUCAUCCAAAGGGCGCCGAAGUCGGGACCUCCGUCCGGGUGGUGGCUGACUCCCAAAAGCCUUCCACCAUUACCUCCAAAAGCGAAGACGAUUUCUUAACCCUGGCUGCCUCCAGGCUGAGCCACAAAAAGAGGGUCAUCGGGGCCGCCAUCGGGGUGGCAAUGGUGUUGGUUCUCCUGGUGGCCAUUCCGUUGCUGGUGCACAGCUCCAAGACCACCUCCCACUAUGAGAUGCUGGGCAGCUGCCGUAUGGUCUGUGACCCUUACACGCCACAAACCCACGGGGCGGCUUCGGCAGAGGCAAGCCAGGAGUUGGCCGUCAUCUCACCGCCUCCUUAUGCAUCUGGAGAAAAAGGGGACCAAGGAAGGAAGGGCAAGUCUGGAAUCCGUGGGCCUCCUGGCCCCCCGGGGCCACCUGGUCCCCCUGGCUCACCUGGAGAUCCAGGGAGGCCGGGUCCUCCAGGGCCACCUGGUCCAGGGCCCGGGGGUUACAUGCCAUCGUUCCCUAAGAUCGCCUUUUAUGCAGGACUGCGGAAGCCACACGAAGGGUAUGAGAUCCUGCGAUUUGACGAUGUGGUGACCAAUGUGGGAAACUACUACGAACCACUGAGUGGCAAGUUUACCUGCCCUCUACCUGGUAUCUACUUCUUCACCUAUCAUGUGCUCAUGCGUGGGGGCGAUGGCAGCAGCAUGUGGGCAGACCUGAUGAAGAAUGGGCAGGUCCGUGCCAGCGCCAUCGCGCAAGACGCAGACCAGAACUACGAUUACGCCAGCAAUAGUGUGAUCCUACACUUGGACGUGGGAGAUGAAGUCUUCAUCAAGCUGGAUGGUGGGAAAGUCCACGGAGGCAACACCAACAAGUACAGCACCUUUUCUGGAUUCAUCAUCUACCCGGAUUGAGCCCUCUGGGCUCCUCAUCCCCCACCCUUUCUGCCCACCCAAACCCUUCCCCCCUCUGGGUCAGUUCAAUAUUCUUCUUGGCUUUACCAUCUCCCUGGACCCCCGGGCAUCUCUUCUAUUAGUUCCAAUCAACCGAGGACGGAACAGAGACUUUGGAGAGACUUUGGAGACCCCCUUGGGUCAAUAUGUUGUUUAGAGGGUGGGCAAAAGAUUUAAGAUGCAUGCGAAACUGGGGAGGGGGGUAGAUACAGGGUAGCAGAUUAUCAUCCUGCAUGAGGCCCUGUUCAGUAGCAGUCAUGACUCCUAGAGAGGCAAAAUCUAGGUUUGGAGUAAUAUACUCACUGCAAAGGAAAGGUUUUUUCAUGCAGUGUGAGGUCCAAAACCACUGCAGAAAGGUUGUGGGGUUCUGUUUCUAUAUCAUGUGUUCCUGACAUGAUUCCAGGGAGCAAAGACUGAGAAAGUGAACUAUUUCCUUAGUUCCCUUCCACAGGAAAAAAAAAAGGAUGUCUCUUGUAUAUAUUCCGCUGACCAACUGAUUGGUUGUCUUUGGCAGGAAUUGUUAAUGUAUAGGCUAUUAUUUAUCCAAUAGGAAAAGCCAGUGACAAGAUCCGCUGGGGGCGUGGGGUGAAAGAAUGAACAGCACACUUUCGUUUCCAGAUUGGUGUUUCCCUUUAUGAGGUUCUGCCUCCCCUGACCCCCAGAGAAUAAUCACAUUUGGGAAACACGCUGGACACCAGUGCUGUGUAUCAGUGGGAGGACAGAAUUCAAAUAAAAAUCAUGAGUGGGGUUGGGUUCCACAGUGUGAGUCCACUCCAUUCAGCAAUGAAAGAGAACUGUCCUUCCGAAGGAAUCUCCAAAUCCCACUAGAUCAAAAUAACCCUCGAUUCAACCCCAGAUUCCUCUUUUCAACCCCAGAUUCCUCCUGCCUUCUACACUGAGCCAAGUAUUAUUGAGGCUGCUCCCUAUACAAAGAUCCAGUGUUCAACUGCAUGAAUAUAUAUAGAUAUCCACAUCAUAGAGACUUUCAGCUGGAAGAGAAGAGGACCGCAAUUUAUGGGGGCCCACUAUUGCCUUUGUGUGUAAGUAUCUCACUGCGGCCGGCUGCCCAGGGGACAGUGGAAGCUGUUUCAUGCCAUGUUAUACACCUUUGUAAUGCAAAUAUUGACACACAUACACCUGCCAGCAAGGACCGUUCCCACCCCACCCACCCACCCCGUUUCAAAGCUGCCAAUUUGGAGUCAGGCAAGGAUUGCAGACCACCAUAAUUAAUCCAAAUUCAUGCGACAGCAACACCCACAGAAUAUGCACCAUCGCAACCAUAUGUCCCCCAUUCAAGACUCACUGCUGCCAUGUCCUUCCCGAAAUGAAACAGCAACCAAAAAUAAACUCCAAGUCUGGUUAUAAUAAGUUUCCGCCAGUAAAACACAGCUACAUCCCAAUAUCGCUCCACCCUUAAUAGCUCAUUACUAUGCCUAAUAUCCCCAAAGCCCUUAAACAGGACUCUGAGCACACUAUUAAAACACAACUGAAGAAUGUGCCAAUCAACUGAAGAUGCCAUCCCAAACACGGCGCAUUUGAGAUUUCAGCCGUAUCGAUUAAAGACACCAUUUCCACUAAACAAAGUGAACACAACCAUAGGUUCUCUCCAAAGUAAACCCAACAAACACUCACAUCUGAAUCUCUCAACCUACUCAGCCACUGAUACCCCAUAGGAUGGACCCAGCGCAAAAUUUCCAUUUG